UGGAGGCCGGCUGUUUACUUUGCGGCAGCUGAGUGUUAGGGAACAUUCCUUACUCAGAAAGCCCCGAGACAGAUAACAGCCAUUUGGAUGUUCCUUUGAGAGACCUUCGGUGGACUUCAAGAGGAUGGUUGACAAUCUCCAGGGUUCUCCACGUUGUCUCUUCGUUCCUUCCGCUCUCGAUGGACAUCUCCCCGCUGCAGACCGGUCCCGUGCUCUCUCGUACGGAUAUUCCUGGGCAAGUACCAGUGUAACCCAUUUCGGGGAAGAGAAGCUUCUCAAAGCCAUGGGGAGCUUCUACAAGGACUACUUCAACUCCUGCAAAAUCUUGGAGCACUACAACUACACCAAGGACAAGCUGGAGAAAGACAAGGACCCCUCGCUGGGUCUCAUCACGGUUGUCAUCAUUGUCUUCUGCUGCUUCAUUAUCCUCGAGAACCUGCUCGUUCUCAUUUCCGUCUGGAGGAACAAGAAGUUCCAUUCGGCCAUGUACAUCUUCAUCGGCAACCUGGCUUUUUCGGACCUUCUGGCCGGCGCGGCCUUCAUCGCCAACGUGGUCCUCUCAGGCCCGGCGACCUUCCUGCUCACCCCGCUGCAGUGGUUUGUGAGGGAGGGGACGGCCUUCGCCACCUUGGCGGCCUCCGUCUUCAGCCUCUUGGCCAUCGCGAUCGAGAGGCACGUGGCCAUCACCAAGGUAAAGGUCUACAGCAGCGACAAAAACUGCCGGAUGGUGCUGCUGAUCGGGGCAUGUUGGGUCAUUUCAGCUAUCAUCGGAGGGAUGCCCGUCCUCGGUUGGAACUGCAUGCACAAUCUCAACGAGUGCUCCACCGUCCUGCCGCUCUACUCCAAGCGCUACAUCUUCUUUGUGGUUACCGUCUUCUCCCUCAUCCUGUUGUCCAUCGUGGUCCUCUAUGUCCGGAUCUACCGCAUUGUCCGUUCGAGCCACGCCGAGAUAGCGGGCUCGCAGACUAUGGCUUUGCUCAGGACUGUGACUUUUGUCCUGGGGGCCUUCAUCAUUUGUUGGCUGCCAGCUUUCAUCGUCCUGUUAAUAGACGCCUUGUGUCCCCGCAAGACGUGCACCAUACUUUACCAGGCAAAGUAUUUCUUUGCCUUUGCUACCCUCAAUUCCGCUAUAAACCCUCUCAUUUAUACCCUCCGCAGCAAGGACAUGAGAAAAGAGUUCCUGAGGGUGCUCUGCUGUUGGGGGAUGAUGGGGCAAGGGAAACCCGCCGAACGGUGCAUGAUCCCCUUGCGGAGCUCCAGUUCCUUGGACCGGUGCACCCAAAAACAGGACCUUACCACUGCGCCUUUCAUGAAGGAACGUUCCACUUUUGUUUGAAGGGACACAAGGAGGAGAGGGAUCAUGGGGGUGGCUAGACCCCACCCCCCCAAGGAGAAGGGGUUUUGGUAGACCCCAAGAGCGAAGUACAAAAAAAGAGAUGCGGUACAUGGUGUGGAAAUAUUGUCCCGGAAGCUUGAUCCACGCGCCGCGUACAUGCAAGGUGUCCGUUCGGUCACCAGACCUGCACAGUAUUAUAACUUUCUCUGUUUAUCCUGGGUGGGAAAGACGACAUUAAAAGUGUGACGGGUCUGGGGAGUGGGCAGCAACAGAACUCUUGA
Heteronotia binoei (common prickly gecko) is the source of this 1617-nucleotide messenger RNA. It is a transcript of the gene S1PR2, whose product is annotated as sphingosine-1-phosphate receptor 2. Gene Ontology annotation, biological process: sphingosine-1-phosphate receptor signaling pathway. Gene Ontology annotation, cellular component: membrane. Bases 125 to 1336 code for a protein of 403 amino acids. The record is from RefSeq and is a predicted model, not a curated record. The transcript is spliced from 2 exons. NCBI's taxonomy places the organism in Eukaryota, Metazoa, Chordata, Lepidosauria, Squamata, Gekkonidae. Gene Ontology annotation, molecular function: sphingosine-1-phosphate receptor activity.